AUGGAUGAAGUACCAGAUACAGCCCAGCACUUUAUUGAGUGUGACAUUGGAUCAUGUAGGAACUUUUCCGAGUUUUACUGUAAUACCUGUCACCAGCGAUUCUGUGACCAUUUCAAACAGUCUCAUCUAGAGCAGAACAAUGAACAUGAGAUUGUCCUUUAUCACGAGAGGAAAAGAAAACUUCCUUCAGAAAAAUUCCGCUUUCACCCUACAGAAGAUAUUAAUAGUUACUGUACGUUCUGCCAGGAUCCUCUAUGUUCUACAUGUUUUGCCAAAGACCACAUUGAUCAUGAUAACAGUGACCUUGAAACAAUUUACAAUGACAUUCUUAAGCAAUGUCAGAAGGAAGUUACUGAUAUCUGGAAAACAGUUAUUCCUGAGGCUAAAGAUAAUGUCAAAUUAAUUGGUGAAAAGAGGAAAAAUGUCAAAAGGGAAAUUGGCAAUUUUAGAGUAUUCAUGAACAAAAGGGCAAAUGAACUGAAAGGGGUGAUCGACAGUAUACUAAUUGAUAAUAACAAAAAGCUAGAUGAGAUCGAGGAUUUUGUUAUGGAUGAAAUGAUGAAUCAGCAGAUUGAAACAGAGGACUAUAUAACUUACCUGGAAAAAAUGACUUCAGACUAUGAAUGCACACUUGAUAAAGAUGAAAUAGCCAAACAGUUUGGAAAAAUAGAAUUGAAUUCAUCUGAAAAAUUUGAGAUUUCAUCUGUCACAAAAGUAAGUGAAGUAACUUGCCAUGGACAUGGAAUUUUUCAUUUAUCUCUUCUUCCCGAAAAUGAAUUUUGGGCUAGGGAUAGCUUGGGAAAUCUCAUUCAGUUUGAUAUGGUAGGAAACAUCUUACGGAAAAUAUCAACCAGCAUGAAUUAUAUCCAUGGUAACCACACGGUCACCACCGAGGUAGAACUACUUUACACAGAUAGCGAUAAAAACACUUUCUACAGAGUGACUAGUGACAGUUCCAUCAACAAACUUAUUGAGACAGGUCACUGGAUACCUGGAGCUAUCUACUCCUCUCACAUCAAUGGACACAUACUAGUUGGGAUGGAGAGAGAUACAGACAACAAACAAAAAAAUAACCAGAUACAACAGAGAAGGAAGAAAGUUACAGGACAUACAUGA
Molecule: messenger RNA, 1116 nt
Organism: Saccostrea cuccullata (small rock oyster)
Lineage: Eukaryota; Metazoa; Mollusca; Bivalvia; Ostreida; Ostreidae
Product: E3 ubiquitin-protein ligase TRIM45-like
Exons: 2
Coding region: 1-1116 (371 amino acids)
Molecular function (GO): zinc ion binding
Source: RefSeq, a predicted model, not a curated record